This is a messenger RNA of Cloeon dipterum, 3486 nucleotides long. It is a transcript of the gene Pez, whose product is annotated as Pez. The transcript has 18 exons. Gene Ontology annotation, cellular component: cytoskeleton. Gene Ontology annotation, molecular function: protein tyrosine phosphatase activity. The record is from RefSeq and is a predicted model, not a curated record. Gene Ontology annotation, biological process: protein dephosphorylation. NCBI's taxonomy places the organism in Eukaryota, Metazoa, Arthropoda, Insecta, Ephemeroptera, Baetidae. Bases 157 to 3069 code for a protein of 970 amino acids.
UACAAACUGUGCAUAAUAAUAACAAAUUUUUGGUGACUGAAGUUCUACGACGAAGGGCUUCAGAAUUCAGAACUCCUUUAGCUUCUUCAAAGGCUUUAAAGCAAUAAUUUAUGGCUUACAAUCUGUGCUUUAGCUGGCUUAAAUAACUAACUGAAGAUGCCUUUUAAACUGAGACUGAAGAAGAGCAGCAAAAAUUACAAUGUGGUGUCCAAGACUGUGUUCGUGAUUUGCGUGGAGCUUCUCGAUGGCACCACGGUCGAGUGCACCCUUUCGUCCGAGAGCAUCGGCCUCGAGUGCAGAGACAACGUUUGCCAGCGCCUCGGCCUUCAACAGCCUGAAUUGUUCGGCCUGCGAUAUGCCACAAAGCCCGAGGAGAGCAUGCACCCUUCGCACAGAUGGGUCGAGUUGAACAGGCCCUUGAAGAGGCAGCUCAACAAAUACGCCGCAAACUCAAACAACCUGCAGCUCAGGGUCGUCUACUUUGUCACUGGACUCUCACUGCUCUCGGACGAGAUCACCAGGUACCACUAUUUCCUGCAGCUGAAAAGCGACGUGAUCGAAGGCAGGGUUAACUGCAGUCCAAAGCAGGCCGUCCUUCUCGCCGGAUACUCGAUGCAGGCCGAAUUUGGAGACCACGAGCCUGGAAAGCACACAGCGCAGUACCUCAAGGACUUUAAUCUCUUCCCAGCGCCACUGAUAAAGCAAGUGCCAAUGGAUGCCAUGACAGAGGCAGCAAUUCUGCAGCACAGCUCUCUACGAGGACUGGCCCAGCACAUCGCCGAGGAAUACUACAUUUUGUCUGCGCAGCAACUCGAGGGCUACGGCCAGCAAACCUUUGCCGGCAAGGACGAUCACGGCAACGAGAUAGUGCUGAGCGUAAAUUUGAAUGGACUGACGGUGGCGCAGAUCCUGGGAAAUUACUACCGCAGUUACAAGUGGGGAGACAUCGCCAACGUCGUCAAUCACAAGCGCAGUCUUUGCAUAGAGGGUCUCAAUGACAUGGAGAAUUCGCAGCUCAUCUUUGCCAGCACCAAUCUGGCCAAAUACCUCUGGAGGCUCUGUUUGCACCAACACACAUUUUUUAUUCAAAACGAGCAGCCUACCAUUCCUGCCACCCAACAAUGGUACGACCCCAAUUACCAGCAGCUUAUUACAUCAGUCACUGAGGAAGAACCAGUGGUGACUGGAAUGAGGAGCACAAAUAUUUCUGGCAGCGUGCCUGAGUUGCUGUACACGCCAGAUUGCUCUGUGAACGGCAGGAUGGCAGCUGCGGGCUUCAACCGCGCUCAGUCGAACCGCGAGCUCUACACGCCGGCCAGCAACGACAAACUGCGGGCGCUGCUGCCCCAAUACCGACCAGCGCCCGACUACGAAACGGCCAUUAAACAAAAAUAUCAGCAGGUGGCUACGCUCGGCGAGGCUCGGUACCAACAGCUCUUGCACAGCAGCCAGCCGGAAAUCCCUACGCAGUGUGAAGUGACAAGCCAAUACCAGUUCUACCAAGAUGAGGCCAACCCUGUGAGACACGUGGAAGCUGUGACGUACAGUACACCGGAUUUGCAAGCGAUCAACGAUACAAGCCAGCAGCAGCUGAUCAACGGGAUACGGCUGCUGCAACUGUUCAAGCAGCCGCCGCCGUACUCGUCCAUCUCGUCGUCGACGCCUGACCUGGCAAACAUGCUGAGUGCGCCGAGCCAGGCGUCCCACCUGACGGCGCACGGCUCCAGUCCAGAUUUGCUCAACUCUCGGCUCAGCCAGCAGCAUCUUCAGCAGUACCACGAGGAGGGCACCCACCAGCAGCAGCUGCUCUACGCGCCUCACAAUCCGAACAACGCCCACCAGCAACUUACGCACACCAGGUCCACAGAGCCCAUUUACGAGAACUUUCCUCUCAGGUAUUCGUCGGAUGACUGGCACAACAGUGGAAUCAGGGCACGCACCUCCAGUAUACAGAGUGCGCCUGAAAAUCUGCCAAGAAAUAGGUCAUUGGAUGUCACAGAAGCAUCAAAUCCGCACUUUCUGCAGCCUCCAGGAGAGUCGAAUAAAUUGGCGGCGCAACAUGCUGCCUGGGGCGCGUCUCCAAGCAACACGGCCACCAAGCAGAAGAAAAAAAGUAGCUGGGGAAGCCUGCUGGGAGGCAAGAGCAAGAGCGACUCGCGGUCCAGCCUCAGCGACUCUCGCACCUCCGAAUUGCCCCUCCCAACGACAAGGGAUGCGUUGUGUGUGAGACUGGAGCGCAAGCUGGCCGACAGCCAAAUGUUCCUGGAGUUUGAACACAUACCGAGGAAAAAGGAGGAUGAGCCUUGCACCUGUGCCUUAAGCCCGGAAAACAUAUCAAAAAAUAGAUACAAAGAUGUCGUUUGCUACGAUUACAACCGGGUCAGAUUAAGUGCGAGAGGCAACAACAAAAAUGGCUACAUAAACGCGUCUCAUGUCAAAUUAGGAAGCGGGAUUUCGGAAAGACACUACAUCGCAGCGCAAGCACCUAGUCGAGAAACUUUGGGCCUGCACUGGCAAAUGGUGUGGGAGACUGGCUCGCUGAUGAUCAUCGCCCUGUGCACCAAACACGAGCAAAGCCACUACCCUGCCCAGCCCUCCCCGGAAUUCACUUCUUACGGAGAUUACCAGGUGCAAAGUAAUUUCCUGCAGGAGACGAGCCACUGCAUCACCUCACAGAUCCGCCUUCAACACCGACCGUCCAAGAGUACCAGACUAAUUUGGGUUUUGCAGUACACAGAGUGGGGCGACCUUGGAACUCCCUACGAUGAAACCCAUUUUUUUGGUUUCUUGAGUGAAGUUCAGUCGGUGAGGGAGCAUGUGAUGCUCGACAGUACUGCUUCGGGCAUCUGGCCCAGUUUGGUGCACUGUCAGGCAGGAGCCGGCAGGACCGGACUCUUCAUAAUGACCGACUUUUUGAAAACUCAACUAGAUUGCAACAAGGAACUGGAUGUUCCGGGAACUUUACUUCAACUUCGCAUGCAGAGGAUGCUGUCGGUGCAGACGGUGGACCAGUACAGGUUCAUCCACAGCGUCAUCAUAAAUCAUCUCAAGCUCACGAGACUUAUUUAAAUUUUUACAAAGUGAUCAAGCCUUAUCAAUAGGGUUGGGGAUUUUUGACAAAAAUUUAAAAAAUGUCUUCCAUUCAUUUUUCUAACCUUUUAUGGGUUUCUAAUUUUUGGGGGAUUUCGAAUAUUUAAUAUGUCAUUUUCAGCUUAAACAUUUUAGUUUUUCCUGCUGAAAGAUUCCCAAAAAAAUUAAAAACUAAAGAUUGCUGGUAGAAGAAGACUCGAGAAAAUUUAAUUUUCUUAGACAAAUUGUUAAAAUUUGAAUUGUAAAAUUCCCAACCAUACCUAUCAAGCUGUCGGUGCUCAGAUACUCGCCUAUUUAAUUUAUAUAUUUUGUAAUAUUGACGUUGUUAAAGUAACUAUAUAUCGCAUUAAAAUUUUUAAACGCUUUCCGUGGGAAAGUUUGACAAUUGAAACUACA